GUGUCCAACAUCAAGCGAUGUGUAUUUUUUCAACAUCUACGUAGAAUUAUUUAUCCAAGUUAACACAUAAGUGUAUAGAUGUAGACCUUUCGAUUUUUUGUAUUGUUUCGUUUACCUGUCGGUCGAUUUUAAUUUAAACUAUGACCUCCUGGAGGUUGUGGUCUUUCGCAAUUGCUCUAAUUGUUUUCACGGUAACUACGUUUGCCCAGGAUGGAGGAGAAGAUGUUAAUGUCUUCGCCGAGAACAAGAGAAAAGUUGAAGAUGAAGAGGGAAUGCUCAGCGAUGCUCCAGUGAAGGGAAGAUCUAAAACCCGUAGCAGUCAAUGUCUUCGAGAACCUCCGGUGCCAAUUAAUGGGGAAAUUAAGUGUUCCGGACACAGCUUCUGUCAAGCUACUUGCAAACCGGAUUAUCAAUUUCCUAACGGAGAGACUCAAAUUCUGAUUAAGUGUAUUGAAAGAAGGUGGAAAGUCCAGGGAAUCGAUUGGACCCAUGAGAUACCUCAGUGCUUACCCAUUUGUUUGCCAGAAUGUCAGAACAAUGGCAUAUGCAUCGGUCCAAACCAAUGCAAGUGCUCGGAGAUGUUCUCCGGACCGCAGUGUCAAUUUCUUGCGAAGCCUUGCUUAAAUUUUGCGCAAAGGGUGGCCAAUGCUCACAAGAUGUGCAAUUCGAAGUUUUGCAGGGUAGAAUGUUUAAAAAACUUUGCAUUCCCUGAUGGCUCUUCCAUUGCAAUGUUACUUUGUAAAGAUGGAGAACUAAAACCGGAUAGAUCGGAUUGGAGUUCUAUUCCUGAUUGCCAGCCCGUUUGUAAACCACCUUGCCAUAAUGGAGGCAAUUGCUUACCAGGCAAUAUGUGUCAAUGUCCACAGUUGUAUCGUGGCCCCCAAUGUCAAUACUCUGCCGAUGUCUGCAAACCAGAGAACAUGGGCUUUAAUGGAAUGUAUCGAUGCAGUUCAAAUCAUGAAGCUGUAUCUUGUGUUUUGAAUUGCCCAUCCGGAGUUGAAUUUGACAGUCCAUCUGCUUCGGUUUACACAUGUCAGUAUGCGAAAGGGAUUUUUGAACCUCAACCUGUUCCUCGGUGUCAGAUCUCGCAAGAACCAAUGAAUGUUGUAUCAACAUUUUUCGAUCUCUUGCCGGCGUUAAAUAAUACCAGUGAUAUUUUCGGAUCGGCUUUUCAAGAGAGUCACCAAGGAAGCGAAUAUGUCAUUACGAAGACUUACAAUAGCUACGAUUCCAGUAUUAUGAAGAAUUAUGAAAACCUGAGCCAAUCGUACUUCCACCAGUCACAGAACGAAAUGGACCAGCACCGCGCUUUUUUAACGGACAACAAAAUAGCAGUGAUCGAGAGUAUGCAACCCGAGGCGAAGACCUGCUUCACUUGGGGCGGAGCUCAUUAUAAGACCUUCGAUGGGCAGAUCUUCAGUUUUGAGAGCGACUGUGCCCAUACCCUGGUACAGGAAACGCAGGACGGCGCCUUCACGAUAGCAAUUAGAAAUAGUCCUGGAUGCAAAGAGGAGGCGCAGGGACCCUGCUUCAGGACGCUUCGAAUAUUUAUCCAAGGGAAGGAAUACACCCUCGGAUUGGAUGACCGUGGAGUGGUCGAAUUUCAUCGGGGAACGAAAAAGCUCCCCGUUCCGGUGCAGCUCCCGAGUCUUCGGGUCGAGACUUCGGCUCACUUCGUCGUCGCUCGGCUCGAGUCGGCCGACGUUCGGGUCACGUGGGAUGGCGCCUUGUUUCUUCAAGUCGAGGCUUCGGAACUCCUCUGGAACAAGACCGCCGGCUUAUGUGGGGUUAUGAACGGAGAUCCGAGCGACGAUUUAACCGCCAGGGAUGGAAGUCAUCCAAGGAACGUCGCCAACUUGGCGAACAGCUGGAAGAUACAAAACAUAGGCGAAUCCUGCCAGGAGUACCCCAACGUUCAACACUCUUGUCUGUCGAAUACUGACCUCGGUCAAGAGGCUUCCCGUUUCUGCUCCAGUUUACUUUCGGACAGAAAAUUUCAGAGCUGUUCGAGGAUCGUCGAUAUGAGGUUCUUGGAAAACACUUGCAUGUGGGAUUACUGUGCAUGCGAGCAAGAGGAUAGAAGAAUAUGUGCCUGCGACACCAUGCACGUCUACGUCAGACAAUGUGCUCACAGUGGAAUCGUUUCACGCUCUGGCUGGAGAAACAACGAAACGUGUCCGAUGAAGUGCACGGGAGGCCGCGUUUACAUGGCGUGCGGCCCCAGGUCGCAGCCAUCCUGCGGAGUGGACCUGAAGACGAAGAGCAACCCCGAAGAGGAGUGCGAAGAGGGCUGCUUCUGCCCCGAGGGCAAGAUGCUGCACGAGGGGAAGUGCAUCCUCCCCGAAGAGUGUCCCUGCCGACUGCGAGGGAAGUCGUUCUCCCCUGGAAAGAGCAUCCCUAAGGGCUGCAACACCUGCACAUGCACCUCCGGGAAGUGGAUCUGCACGCAGGAGAAAUGCGGCUCCAGGUGCGCCGCCGUCGGGGAUCCUCACUACGUGACCUUCGACGGGAAGCGCUUCGACUUCAUGGGGAAAUGUAGCUACCACUUGGUCAAGGGGGAGNAAUGAACAAAAUCGGAGGGGGACACCUCAGGUACCUUCCUUGCCAUGAAUCUCGAUCCAUCGAGGACGUCCGAUUCACCUGCUUGCACGAAGAGUGUUACGAUUAGGUUGAAAGAUGUGUCGAUCAAGCUGAAACAGAACCAACAGGUUUUGGUUAAUGGAGAAGAUGUCACUACUUUGCCAUUGUUUGCUGGAGGUGCCAGAAUUCGAAUUGCCAGUAGCAUAUUUUUAGUCGUUGAAUUGCCAAAUGGUUUGGACGUUUGGUGGGAUGGAUUUUCUCGCGUGUAUGUGAACGCACCUGCUGAGUUUCAUGGCAAGACCAAAGGAUUGUGUGGCACCUUCACCGAAAACCAAAAGGAUGAUUUUCUAACACCAGAUGGAGAUGUGGAACAAGCAGUUGUGCCUUUCGCAAACAAAUGGAAGACCAGCGAGCACUGCGAAGAUGCUCCGAAGAAAAUAUCAAAUCAUCCCUGCGAUACCGAUCCCCAGAAACGAACCACAGCGGAGAAGUAUUGCUCCAAACUGUUCAGCGAUCUGUUCUCAGGUUGUCACUGGCACGUCGACCCAGAACCUUAUUUCAAGGAUUGUUUGUACGACAUGUGCGCCUGCGAAAGCGACAUUUCGUUAUGUCUAUGCCCGAUUCUCUCUUCUUAUGCGAAGGACUGCGCCCAUCUUGGAGUGAAGCUGAAUUGGCGUCAGCAAGUUGACAAAUGCCAGGUCCAUUGUCCUGCAGGACAGGAGUACCAAAUUUGCGGUAACAGUUGUACAAGAUCCUGCGGGGACAUAUCCUUCCUCGAAAACUGCAGACAGGAGUGCGUGGAAGGCUGCAAUUGUCCCGAGGGACAAACACUGGAUGUCCAUGGAGAGUGUAUUCUUGUUGGACAGUGUCCUUGCGUCUACGGGGGCUUGGAAUUCCUCGCGGGAUAUCGGGAAGUCAGACCUGGAAUCAAGAGUCAGGAAUUGUGCACCUGCGCUGGAGGAAGAUGGAGCUGCCGAGCGGCGACGCCAGAAGAAGUCCGAGAGUAUCCUCCGAUGUCCGACCUAAAAUCGACGUGCAGCGCGAAAAAAAGGCAGCAAUUAACGAACUGUCUGCCGACAGAGCCUAGGACCUGUCGGAAUAUGCACGAGAUUACGAAAAGGGAGUCCCCGGCGGUCUGCAAGGCCGGCUGCGUCUGCAAACCCGGCUUCGUGCUGGACGCCCCUAGCGGCGAGUGCGUCAACGAGAAGGACUGUCCCUGCUAUCACGGAGGCCGCAGCUACAAAGAGGGCUCCUCCAUGCAGGAGGACUGCAACACCUGCGAGUGCAGGGAUGGAAGGUGGAAGUGCACCGACAGGACAUGCGCAGGUGUUUGCUCCGCGUGGGGAGACUCUCACUACAAAACCUUCGACGGAAAGAUGUACGAGUUCCAGGGGGUCUGCGAUUACGUCCUCGCGAAAGGCAGCUUGAGCAAGGACGAAUCCUUCGAGGUUUCCACGCAGAACGUGCCCUGCGGAUCGACUGGAGUUUCCUGCUCCAAGUCGAUAACUCUGAACGUUGGAAGCGGAUCCACCCAGGAGACCAUCACCCUGACCAGGGGGAAGGAACUUCCGAAGACCAACUCGAAGAGGAUCGUUACUCGCAGGGCGGGACUGUUCGUCUUCCUGGACGUCCCCGAUCUGGGUUUGGUCCUACAGUGGGACGAAGGUACCCGAGUCUACAUUAGGCUCCACCCUAAGUGGAAAACCCGAACCGCUGGUCUCUGUGGCGACUACAACGACAACAGCGAGGACGACUUCAAGACGCCCUCCGGGGGAGUCUCCGAGGCCUCCGCGAGCCUCUUCGGGGACUCCUGGAAGAAGGAGAGCCAGUGUCCCGACUCCAGGAUCGUCGAGGACACUUGUGCUCUCCAUCCCGAGAGGAGACUCUGGGCGGUCAGAGAGUGCGGGCUCCUGAAGACGUCGCUCUUCCAGGCCUGCCAUUCCGAGGUCGAAGUGGGGCCGUUCCUGCAGAGAUGCGUCUUCGACACCUGUGGAUGCGAUCAGGGAGGAGACUGCGAGUGUUUCUGCACGGCUUUGGCGGCUUACGCUCAAGAAUGCAACUCCAGAGGUGUUCCGAUCAAGUGGAGGUCCCAGAAACUCUGCCCGAUGCAGUGUGACGAAGCAUGCAGCACCUACUCACCCUGCAUCUCGACCUGUCCUCGAGAAACGUGUGAUAAUCUUUUGACCCUGAAGCACAGCUCCCAUUUGUGCUCCGAAGACUCCUGUGUCGAAGGAUGUCUACCCAAGCCAUGUCCUGACGGAGAGGUUUACUUCAGUGGAAACUACUCCGAAUGUGUUCCGAAGGCCAUUUGCAAACCAUCCUGUGCAGAAAUCAAUGGACUUAUGUAUUACGAAGGCGAUAAAGUAAACAGUGAUAAUUGUCAAGAGUGCUUCUGCAGCAGAGGGAAAAUAAUGUGCAGCGGUGAACCAUGUGCUAACGAAACGAUAACUGUCACCAUGUCGAUGGAAGAGUCUUUGAAGUGUAUCGAUGGGUGGACUUCAUGGGUAAAUCAGGACCGAUUGGUAAAGGGAAGGAAAUUACACGAUAUCGAGCCAUUGCCCACAUCAUUAGUUUUGAGCAGUUUCAGAGGAUCCGCUGUGUGCAAUCAAAGCCAGAUGGUCGAUAUCAAAUGUAGAACCGUAGAGGACCACUUAGCAUCCAAAGAAACAGGACUCGACGUUGAAUGCAGCUUGGAAAGAGGACUUUAUUGCCAGCCGGCAACUAAAGGAGGUUCCUGUCCAGACUUUGAGAUCAGCGUUCUUUGCCAAUGUGAAAAGGAAAUUACUACUCCUUAUUCAGAACCAACAAGCACUGCGAGACCUGUAUUCUGCGAUGUAGACCAUCCCAACCAAGCAGAUUCCACAGACUGCCACUCUUUUUACCAGUGCGUCCCAGGAUUAACCGGUGCAGAAUGGAUUAAAAAGUCCUGCGAAGAGAACCUGAUGUACAAUUCUAUCCUGCAAAUUUGUGAUUGGCCUCAGAAUGUCAUUUCUCAGCGACCAGAGUGCUCGAAGAAGGAGACCACGCAGUCUCCUACAGCAGUUGAAGCUACAACCAAGAAAACAGACAAGUGCAGGAUUGGCGAGGAAUGGAACGAAUGUGUCAUUCAAUGUAGCAGAACAUGCAGUUAUUAUCAGCAUGAAUUACAACUCCGGGGUCAUUGUAACGGAGGCAGUGAUUGCAUUCCAGGAUGUGUUUUGCCUGGCAAGCCUUCAUGUCCAGCUGGGAAGUUUUGGAGAGAUCUGCAGACUUGUGUCGAUGCUUCGGACUGCAUUUGCAAAUCUCACAAUGGAAAGUUAGUAAAACCUGGGGUCGUCAUAAAGGAAUCCGAAUGCGAGACCUGUCAAUGUCUGAACAACCAUUACACGUGUGAUAAAUCGUCUUGUUUCACUACAAGUCACACUGAAUCUACGAAAAUAAAAAUGUUCACCACCGAAGCAAGUACAGUCCAGAACCCUACGGAGUCUCAGAAAAUAGAAACUACAAGCGAACCAUCGAAACCUUUGGAAUAUGAAACACAGCCCACAGUGCCUAGCCCAAUCACUGAUUACACAAUAGUCGUCUCAACUUCUGUUUCGCCUGCUGAAGAAUGUGAUCGAAAGGACUUUGUACGUCUUAUGGAUCAAAUAGGCUUCGAAGAGAUUUCUUUCAAUGCCAGCAGCAUAAAAGGUCCUCUUUUCGACGCCAAAGAAGCAAUUUUAAACAACAAAGCUUCGGAAUGGUCUGGCGGCAGUUGGGAGCCAAAAGAUAUGGACGCAGAACAAUGGUUAGAAAUCCAGUUUCCAAGACCUGAGCCGAUUUAUGGAAUCAUUCUACAAGGCAGUCCAUGGGAAGACAAAUUUAUAACAAGCUAUAAAGUACUAUUUUCUGAGGAUGGUCAUGCGUUUUCAUUUAUUCCGAAUGAAAAAGGAGAACCUGCUGUAUUUCAAGGCUCGAUAGAUAGAUCGACUCCAAUUGAGCAGAUCUUCUAUAAACCCAUCGAAGCGAGAGUUAUCAGAAUCAAUCCACAAACUUGGCACAAGGAAAUCGCUGUUAGAUUGGAUUUGAUUGGAUGUCGACAGGUUACGACAAUAUCUACCGAAGCUACUCAUGGUCCCGUAGUCACAGAACAUCCAGAAUACUUCACUACAAGUGUUCCAAUAUUCACAGAAGAAACUGUGACUCCAGUCUGUGAUGAUUUGAUGGGAGUGGAUGAUGGAAUAAUGUCCGAUGAGCAAAUAACAGCAUCAUCGACUUUGGAACAUUUGCUUCCGGGUGUUCGAAUAACCUCUCCAGGAAUUUGGCAACCAAAACUGGACAGUCCCGGUCAAUUCAUUCAAUUCGACUUUUUGGAUCUUCGUAAUUUAACUGGAAUUGAAACAAGAGGUCAUAAUAAUAUUUGGACGACCGUUUACAAAGUGUUUUACAGCAACGAUGGUCACCAGUGGAGUCCAGUAGUAUCGCAAGAUGGAACGGAGAAGGAAUUUCUGGGAAAUUAUGACGAUGUCAAUUCAAAAGUCAACUACUUUGAGAGACCAUUGCAUGCCAGAUUCCUGAAAGUUCAACCUACAAAGUGGCACGAGCAUAUUGGACUUAAAGUUGAAGUCCGAGGCUGCUUCUUGCCAUAUCCUAAACUGAAGACUAUUUACGAAGAAAUUAAAAUUACGACACCGACGUCGCUUUCUAAAUGCAAUGUUUGUGAAGGAAUUUCUAGUAUCGAAGAAAAUUGCAAGUGCGAAGGUUUGAAAUGGUGGGAUGGAGAAAACUGUGUUGAUAAGCAGGAAUGCCCCUGCAUGGUUGGACAUAUGCCAUAUCCAGUUGGUGCGACAUAUGAGACAGAGGACUGCCAGGAGUGCAAGUGUGCCAUCGGAGGGACUCCUCUUUGCCAUCCGAAGAAAUGUGAACCCUGCGAAGAAGGUCUGCAGUCCGUAGCGAAUGAACUCUGCAGUUGCAUCUGCAAAGCCUGCCCUGAAAAUACGAAGCUCUGCCCGACUAGCAAUGUUUGUAUCGACGAAGCUCUGUGGUGCAACGGAGUACAGGAUUGCCCCGAUGAUGAGAGAAAUUGCCCUCCGGAGGUCACAGCGACUGAAAAGGAAAUCACCAAAACUGUUGUGACGACGACCACUGUAACAGAAAAGCGUCGUACGCGUUGCGUGAAGCCCGAGUGUCCUCCGGGAUAUAGGGUCGUGAAGAAACGUUCAUUUUGGAGUUCCAAGGGAGGAAACUACAGGAAAAGCUACGCUAACCACGUAAAGGGAGGUACAAAGGGCGGCAAUGUCAAAAGCAUGCCGGCUAGGAAAGGACAAAGUCAAAAAUUGGAGGUCUUCGAUCGUCCCGAUAGAGUCGAGGAGGUUUCCUCGGAGGUUUCCUCGGAGGUGGAGUGUCCCGAAUUCACCUGCCAGACCACCAAACCUCCUCCGAAAUUCGAAUGGGAGAAGGAGAAGACGAAAUGCCCGGAUGUAGUAUGUCCGCCGAGCUACAGGGUGGUCUUCCAGAAGAUGAGCAUCUACAAAUUGGAACCUUGCCCGAGGUACACCUGCAAGCCCGAGGAUCCCGUCGAGGCCGUCUGCAACGUCACCGGGAGAACCUUCAACACCUUCGACAACUUGGAAUAUAAAUACGACAUCUGCAAUCACAUCCUGGCUCGCGACAUGGACGACAACAAGUGGUUUAUCACGAUGGAGAAGCGAUGCGAGAGAUUGGACACGCCGUGCCAGAAGGUGCUGGUGAUAACGAUCGGGGACCACGUGAUCGUCCUGUACCCGGACAUGCACGCGGAUAUCGACGAACACACGUUCACCAGGAGUCAAGUGAAGCGCAUCGGGGACAAGAACGACCUCUUCGGCAUCUCGUGUCUGGGCGACGCUCUGCGCUUCGCCUCGCCUCGGUUUGGAUUCUGGAUCAUCUGGGACGAGAACGCCAACGCCAAGAUCGGCGUCAGCAGGAAGCUCGCGGGCCACGUCGACGGACUUUGCGGAUAUUUCGAUGGGUACUCUUCGAACGACCGGCAGAUGGCGGAUGGGUCUCGGGCGAGGAGCACCGUCGAUUUUGGGAACAGCUGGGCGAUGGAUGGCGCACCUGAGUGCGAGUCGCAGGUCUGUCCUCGUCAUACUCAAGAAAUGGCGUGGGAGAUCUGCAACGCCGUGAAAGAAAGAUCCUUGGCGGUCUGCGAUGGCAUCGUGGACGUUAAGAAAUUCGUCUCCCGUUGCUUGGAAAACGCGUGCACCUGUUUGCAGUCUAAUUCUUCGACCACGGAUUGUAGAUGUCGCACCUUGACUUCUUUCGUCACCGAGUGCCAAGCUGCGGAUCAAAACGUGGAUCUGACUUCUUGGCGAAGCGUUCACGAUUGUCCUGCUCGAUGUCCUUCGCCUUUCGUGCACAAGGAUUGCUUCAGGAACAAGUGUGAGAUCAGCUGCGACAACUUGAGAGAAGCCGAGCCGUGUCCCUUGACGAGGGGAGUCUGCUUUUCUGGUUGUUUCUGUCCCGAUGGAACCGUCAGAAAUGGCGAGGAGUGCGUCAGACCUGCCGAAUGCAGAGAUUGCACCUGCAACGGCCUCGGAAACUCGAGAUUCGUCAACUUCGACGGUGGUAACUUUACUUUCCAUGGGAAUUGUACUUACGUGUUGUCAAGAGACAUCGUUCAAGAUGUCAAGGGAACACCGGCGAAGCACGCUUACGAGAUUUUGGUGAGCAGCGUCCCUUGUGAAAAAGGAAUAUGCACCGAAGCUGUGACUGUUUUGUUUCGAUCACAAUUUGUUCAAGUCAGAAGGGGAACAGGAGAGCACAUUAAGGACUUGGUGGUGAUCGUAGAUGGUUCAUCGAUCGAAGAACUUCCCUGGAGAGCUCCUUGGUUGGCCAUCGAUGAGACUCCUGGAAAAGACAUUACGUUGCUUUUACCAGGCGUGCAAUUGCAAAUCAUUUGUUUCCGGCAUAAUUUCGCAUUUACAGUGAGACUUCCUUCGCACACUUUUGGAGGUGCAAUGGAGGGACUCUGCGGUGACUGCAAUGGAAGUCCCACCAAUGACUUCAGGAAAGUGGACGGAGAGGUUACAAGCGACGUCAACGAAUUUGGAUCGAGUUGGAUGGCGACGGAGAUACCGCCCGCCUUAAAUUUGAACCAAACGCAGUGCGGAAGUGCACCGGAGGAAAAAUGUAAACCACUGCAAGAAGGUCAGGACGGAUGCGAAAGACUGCUGGACCCGUCGAUAUUCGGAAAAUGCCACCAAUUAGUGGACCCCACGCCCUUCCUGGCAACUUGCAGAGGUACUCUGUGCACCGGAGGCGACCUCUGCGACGACCUUGACGCGUAUGCGAGAAGUUGCAGGCAAGCCGGACUCUGUCCCGAUUGGAGAACCUCGGACUUGUGUCCUUACAAUUGUCCUACACACUUGCAGUAUCAUUAUUGUCGACCCAGCUGCAAGGAGACUUGCAGUAACGUUGAAGAACAGAAACCGUGUCCCUUGGACCUCACCGAAGGAUGUUUCUGCCCCGAAGGAGAGGUUGUGCACAAUGGAACAUGCUUGUCGAAGAAGAAAUGCCUAGCCUGCGAUGAUGAAGGCCAUGUGGAAGGCGACGUCUGGCACCCUGACAAGUGCACUAGUUGCAGCUGCAAAAGGAAAUCAGUGAUCUGCGAGAAAAUUGAGUGUCCAGCUAAAGAAACGAUCUGCAAUGAACGCUCCACGCCUGUGCUUGCUCCAGGAUCUGACGAACAGUGCUGUGCCAGUUACAUUUGUGUUCCAGAACCGAUAACUGUCUCUCCGUUGUGCAAGGAACCUCAACAACCAGCCUGUGGAUACGGACAAGUUAUGAAGCUGACAACAGACUCCGAUGGCUGCCAGAAAUUUAUAUGUCAAUGCCUUCCUGCCGAUGACUGUCCACCUGUGGAUGAGAUCGGACAGGAAGUCACCCUAGAAGUGAACAACCUCGAGCCAGGUUACGUGAGAGCAAUCAAUCGGUCUGGAUGUUGUCCACAAGUGGUAAAUCUGUGCAAACCUGAAACUUGUCCACAAGCUCCGAACUGUCCCAAAUUUUAUAACCUAAAAAAGAGAGAAGAAGCAAACUCUUGCUGUCCUCGCUACGAGUGUGAACCUCCGAAAGACAUUUGCAUUUACAAUAUAGUUUCUGGAAAUGCACUGACGAGCAUAGAGAAUGUCACGGCCAAGAGAAUCGGGGAACGCUGGAAAGACGGAAAUUGUAAAACUUGUGUUUGCGAAGACUCCGGUGAAGGUCCUGUACCUAGAUGCUUGAUCACUGAUUGUCCUCGAAUAGAAGAUCAUCCGAAUAUCGAUGAUUUUGUGCUCGAAGAAGUCAUUUUGGAUGAUCAGUGCUGCUCAAGUUACAAUCGUGUCGCCUGCAAAGAACAAGGAACAGUUUAUAACGUCGGAGACACAUGGCAUCCCAAUCCACAUGAUGUCUGCAUAUCUAUCGAAUGCAAAAAUGAUACAGGAAUAGUAUCGAAGAAGAUUAUCACUCAUGAAUGCAGUACUUCCUGUGAAAAGGGCUACGAAUACAAACCAUCGGUUGAUAAAAGGAACAAAUGCUGUGGAGAGUGCAUUGCUGUUAGCUGCAUCUUCAAAGAUGAAGUUAAAGCAAUCGGUGAAUCCUGGCAGUCCGAUGACUUCUGUGUUAAUUAUUCCUGCCUGACGGACAAUGGAGUUUUACACGUGCAAAGUUCCACCCAAACAUGUCCGGAGGUAGAACCUGAGAUCGAAGCACAGUUCGAGAUGGAACGAAGAUCAAUUCCAGGAAAAUGCUGUCCUGAAUUUGUGAAAACAGCGUGUCGACACAAUGGGAAACUUUUCCUUCCUGGAGAAUCUUGGAAACUACCCAACGACAGUUGUGUAACAGAAAGUUGUAUCAAGGGAGUCAACGGUCUCUCGAAAGUGCAGGAGGUUAAGACCUGUUCCGAAGAGUGUCCAUUGGGUUGGGAGUACCAGAAACCAGUUCAGUCCGAAGAAUGUUGUGGAAUGUGCAAACAGGCAUUCUGCGUAGUCGAAGGAGUUCUGUACAAACCUGAAUCUUCCUGGACAUCCGAAGACAAUUGCACCACCUUUUCGUGUAAACAGCAAGACGGUCAAUUGGCAAUAAGUAGCAGCUCUCCGACAUGCUCCGAUGUGACCGAUUGCCCUCCAAAGGCUAUUUUCAACGAUGGCUGCUGCAAGAGGUGUAACAUGACCAUCCUCGACCAGAAACUGAAUUGUGCUGCCGAAGUAUUGGAGCCUAUCGGCACAAUUGGUAUUCUUAUGGAGAGACGAGGCACCCAUGGUUGGUGUAAAAAUGUGGAGCCCAUCGAAGGCUUUACGGAAUGUCAAGGCACUUGCGCUUCUACGUCACACUUUAACAUGGUCCAUGGGCGUCAAGAAAUCGAAUGCAAAUGUUGCAAACCGGUGGACUACAUGCCCAUUGUCGUAAGGUUGGUCUGCGAGGAUGGAAAUAUCGUUUCUAAACGCAUAAUAGUGCCGACUGGAUGCUCCUGUGACUCGUGUGGUGCUACAAAACAGUAUAUUAAAGGCCGUUAAUAAUUAAUUUCGAUAUAUGUUCGUACCAUAUGCAUUAACGGCGAAUCAUGUAACGCGAAUAUAAAAUGUAGGUGUAGUACUUUAAGGUAGUUUAGUAGAUACGUAAGUCUUGCGUGAUGUUACGAAUAUUUUUUAUAAUUUUAUAUCGAUUGUACUCACAUACUCAUGAAUUUAAAAAUACAUGAGUUUUGUCUAUUAAUUCUCAGUGGAAUUAUUUGUAUUGCGAAGAUUCGCACACAUUAUGCCGGGGUGCAUCGCAACGCAUCGCAUUUCAAAAACCCGCAUUGGAUCGAUUUUAUAGAUUUUAUAUGGAUCAUCGCAUAUUAUAGACGAAAUAUUGUGAUGCAUUGCCCCGGUUGUGAUGUGUGCAAGCGUCACAAGAGGGUUUCGAUGCCGGAGUCUCUCUGUCAAUUGCUAGCGAUAAGAUGUUUUUGUUAUAAUAAAAUGUGUACAAUUUACCCGGUAGACGUACUCGGAGGAUAAAAUGAUUUGGUUAAAAUUACUAUAGUGACAUGGUUAAAAUACUGUGGGAAGUAAAAGCACAUAAAUGAGAAAAUUGACCACAUGGAAUGGGAAAUGUAACCUUGCGAAUAGGUACUGUAUCCAUGGCGCAGCACCUGAAAGGUGCAAGGGUGAUCACCAUUUGGAAUAUUAAUAUUAACUACAUGAAGAGGUUACAAUACGCACAAGAAAAUGGAAGGUAUAUCUGGGAGCUGUAACCAGAUAUUAUAGGAAGGUUAUUCUAAACCUGCCUGUGUGAUUGCAGAAACACUGGUUUAUCCCAUUAGUUCCGACAACGCCGCCAGGUGGCAAAACUCUUCUCAGGCGAUGCAGCUACUCGGGUGCAUAUAAGACCCGUUACUGUACGUGCACGAUGAAAACGCAUUCAUGUCCAUCAGUGUACAAGUACAAUAAUAAUGGUACGGUUGACGACAAGGG
Messenger RNA from Orussus abietinus, 13016 nucleotides. RefSeq names its product hemocytin (gene Hml). The record is from RefSeq and is a predicted model, not a curated record. Lineage: Eukaryota; Metazoa; Arthropoda; Insecta; Hymenoptera; Orussidae. The transcript has 47 exons. Gene Ontology annotation, molecular function: protein binding; chitin binding. Gene Ontology annotation, cellular component: extracellular matrix; extracellular region.